AUGGGAGACAGAAAAGUUGCACUUGUCGUAGGAGGAUCGAGAGGCAUCGGACGACAGAUCGCUAUUGACCUUGCCAAAAAUCAAUACGCAGUCGUCGUCGCCGCAAGAUCUACUAGCGAUGCGACAACAGUCAACCCUUUUCCGCCAGACCCUAACUCUCCAGAGUCUACAAUAUCAACCGUGACCCGGGAAAUAUCAGAAGCUGGCGGCCAUGCAACAGCCAUCGCUGUAGAUACUCGAGACUACUCGAGCAUCAAGUCUCUGGUAGCCAAGACCAUUGAUAUAUAUGGCCAGCUCGAUGUGCUAGUCUACAACUCCGGGGCUAUAUGGUGGGCGUCCGUGGAGGACACGCCCAUGAAGCGAUUUCAGUUAAUGCAACGCGUCAACAUCGAGGGCCUCUAUGGUACGGUCCAGGCCGCCUUGCCGCAUCUUAAACGGCAUCGGCGAGGCAGGAUCAUCGUGGUGAGCCCACCCAUAUACUCCCGGUUCUUCAGAGGCAAGACGGCAUAUGCCAUGGGCAAGGUGGGAAUGAGCGUUUUGACCAAGGGGUUGGCCAUGGACUUCCAGAGACAAGGCCUCACCGACAUGGCCAUCACGAGCAUCUGGCCCGCGGCGGCGAUCGAGAGCGGCGCGACACGGAAAAUGACGGAAAAGAACCCAGAAGAGGCGCGAGAUCUCCGGAAGGCGACGAUCUUCUCGGACGCCAUCUUGGCUAUGCUUAAGGCACCCGCCGAGAGAGUCAAUGGCCGGCUAGAGCUGGACGAGGACUUCCUCAGGACCGAUGCUGGAGUCGUGGACUUUGCAAAAUAUGCUGUCAUACCUGGCGCGACGCCCAGGCGAAUUAUGCCCGCAAAAUUGCCCGAUUUGACGGUGGCAGAGCAAGAUGACGAAGGGAAGCGCAUGAACAGCGCAAAAGAUAAAGCGAAGCUAUAG
Neoarthrinium moseri is the source of this 933-nucleotide messenger RNA. RefSeq lists its product as uncharacterized. Gene Ontology annotation, molecular function: oxidoreductase activity. The transcript is spliced from 2 exons. The record is from RefSeq and is a predicted model, not a curated record. NCBI's taxonomy places the organism in Eukaryota, Fungi, Ascomycota, Sordariomycetes, Amphisphaeriales, Apiosporaceae. Bases 1 to 933 code for a protein of 310 amino acids.